AUGGGCACACUGGAAUGGGAUAAUAUGGAAGUGAAAAUCGAUUGUUGGCGGUUACGUCAUCUUCGCUUUGCUAAUGACAUCGUCCUUGUAAAACCAAACACUAGCCAAGCGGAACGUAUGCUUGAUGACUUUGAUAAAGCCUGUGGAAAGAUUGGUCUUCGGCUAAAUCUCGCAAGAACAAUGUUUAUGGUAAACGGAUUAACGCUCAACAGAACGAAUAUCUCCGAAUGGUGCAGUUAUGUCUAUUUAGGUCGGGAAAUCAAUAUAAUAAACGACCUAGCUUCAAAGCUGAGCAGAAGGAAACGAUCGGCUUCGGGAGCUUAA
Messenger RNA from Angiostrongylus costaricensis, 324 nucleotides. The record is from the annotation of a GenBank genome assembly. Lineage: Eukaryota; Metazoa; Nematoda; Chromadorea; Rhabditida; Metastrongylidae.